Botrytis deweyae is the source of this 669-nucleotide messenger RNA. RefSeq lists its product as uncharacterized. Bases 1 to 669 code for a protein of 222 amino acids. Lineage: Eukaryota; Fungi; Ascomycota; Leotiomycetes; Helotiales; Sclerotiniaceae. The record is from RefSeq and is a predicted model, not a curated record. The transcript has 6 exons.
AUGGACUUUAUGGAUUCGUUUGUACGGGAUCUCGAGGGACUUCUUGGUGUUAGCAAACCCGAAAUAUCUUUGGCGGAAAUGUGGCGCAAUAGUCCUCCACAAUCUGACGCAAACAUAGAACUCUCUGACUAUCUGGAAACUGCUGGAACACUACCGUAUUACAAGGACGCAUGUGCGAAACUAGACGAGGAACAAGCCAAUAAGACCACGCCAGAGACACGCGACGAAGGAUGGGAGCGCAUCUAUACAUACAGGAGGUGGCUUCUCGCCAACGUGUUCAAAGAUGGAACUAUAGUAGUUCUCCCUAUUGACAAAGGCAAACCCAGUAACCGAGAGAAUCCACCACCUCCCUUCACACUAUUAAGUGGUUAUCCUCCUCUCUAUCUAUCGCCAAUCGCUGGUACUCCUGAGGUUACUGCUCCGAUUGGUGAAAUCACAUAUUCUUCACAAACAAUACAGCGAGAGGAACCGCUUCUGAUUAGCGUUUUGGUUGUGUCUUGUCCAGAUACGGAUCUUGAUCGCAUUGAUCUUGUGCUUGAGGCUUUGAAGACAGGAGGAAAGCCUGUACAUGUUGCUGUCGGUAGGUCGAUUUUGGGAACUCAUCUCGAGAUAGCACUAGGGCUUGAUUUGUGUGCAAAUAGGGGGUCACAAUAUUCUAGCCAAUUGUAG